Messenger RNA from Miniopterus natalensis, 789 nucleotides. The record is from RefSeq and is a predicted model, not a curated record. Lineage: Eukaryota; Metazoa; Chordata; Mammalia; Chiroptera; Miniopteridae.
AUGCAUAAGAAUGUGUCCUAUGGAGAAGGCGAUGUGUGGACUGAAAGGGUAGGGCACCAGAUGACAGCAGCUGAAAGCUUGAAGUGGUGUCUAGCUCUACAACUUCUACUCCUGCCUCACUGCCUCUUGGAGACCAGCAUUCAAGGUCAUUCAGAACAUCUGGCAGUCUCCGGCAGCAAUGUGAGUCUUCGAAUCUCCAAUUUGCCUAAUAACCACCAUCUUACCUGGUUUUACACUACCAACCAGAAAAUUUUAGAAUGGGAGUCCAACAAGCUUAAUCCUCCCUACUUCAUAACUAAAUUUAAGGACAGGGUCACGCUUAAUCAUCAAGACAGUAUGCUCUACAUCUAUAAUGUCCAGAAAGAAGACAGCAGGACUUACAUCCUGAAGGUGUUGAUAGAGGCUGGGAUUGAAGAGAGAUGGAACAUCCCACUGAAAGUGUUUUAUCCUGUACCUAAGCCUGUCAUAAAAAUUGGGAAGACAGAGGAAGUGAACAACAGCUGUUCUAUCCUGUCAUGUGUGAUCCUGGAUCAGUCUGUCAACUACACCUGGUAUGGGGACUCUGGACCCUUUCCAAAAAAGCUCCAGAGUGGUGUGCUUGAAAUCACUGUUCAGCCACAAAACUACUCCAAGUUUUAUACGUGCCAAGUCAGCAAUCCUGUGAGUAACAACAGUGCCACAGUCCACUUCACUUCAGCCUGCAAACUGACCCAAUCCUCUGGAGGAGCUGGGAUUGCAGUGUGGCUAGUGGUAAUGGUACCAACCAUAUUUGGCCUCCUAUUGAGCUGA